Molecule: messenger RNA, 1610 nt
Organism: Phragmites australis (common reed)
Lineage: Eukaryota; Viridiplantae; Streptophyta; Magnoliopsida; Poales; Poaceae
Product: rRNA (cytosine-C(5))-methyltransferase NOP2C-like
Exons: 10
Coding region: 18-1499 (493 amino acids)
Biological process (GO): RNA methylation
Molecular function (GO): methyltransferase activity
Source: RefSeq, a predicted model, not a curated record
UGAGAGGAUGUUCCUCCAUGGGGUUUAUUUGGGUCUGCCUCAACUGGGUUGAGCCCGACCGUGUCGGGCCAGACCGCCGGACCCAGUCCAACCCCUCCCUCCCGAGCGGCGGCGGCGCGCUACAGAGCAGGCCUUGGCGUCGGCAGCGUGGGGCAGCAGAGCGAGCGGUUGCUGCCGCGACCUGCCCCCACGGCGGCGGCGGGCCUUGUGCACCGACACGCCGCUCAUCCUCGAGGCCCAGUUUCUUCUCGUGGAAAAUCGAUCCUGCGAGAAUGGAAGAGAUGGGUUCUUCAGAGAGUUCCGUUUCCGAUCGCAAAGAAGAACAUCAGAAGGCUUCCCUGCCGCUGCCGGCCGCCUUCCUCGAGUUCCUCAGCGAGAAUGGCCUGGACCCGUCGGUGUAUUCCAUGGUAGCCACCAUCCCGCGUUACAUAAGGCUCAAACCAGGCAUGGAGUCCCAGAUUGCAGAGAUCGAAUGCGAGUUGAAGUGUGCUCUAGAGAAGGUUUCAUGGCUGCCUGGUUUCUAUGCCAUCCCACCCGAAAUUCAGAUUGCUGGCUCCAAGGCUUAUCAGCAAGGGAAGAUAUAUGGAAUCGAUGCCGCUUCUGGAGCUGCUAUAUUAGCACUUGAUGUUCGACCUGGAGACCAUGUUCUUGAUCUCUGUGCUGCCCCAGGUGCAAAGCUUUGCAUGCUUGCAGAUAUGCUUGGAAGCACAGGUUCUCUGACUGGCGUUGAUGUUGCAAAGCACCGUCUUGCAGCCUGUCGUACAAUGUUGCAGAAGUAUUCUCUUGGAGAUCAUACUCGGCUCUUUGUUGCUGAUGGAACUUUGUUUUCCCUUUUACCUGUGAACUUCAGCCUGCGAAGAAUGGAAGGGUCAAUUGACCUCGAAGAAAAUGGAAGUACAUUCUCAGAGUGGACUUCAAAGAGAUCAUGGAAGGAUCGACAAAAGACUAAGAAAGCAAAUGCUACCAGUUCACAACACCUACAUUUAACUUCAGAACCUGAACUGAUAUACUAUGGCAAACAUUCAGGAUUAGUUGGCCUGCGUAAAUGUGAUGUCCUUUGUCCGUCAGCUGAUGAUGAAGCCAGUACAUCUGGCUAUGAUAAGGUCCUAGUGGAUGCAGAGUGUACUCAUGAUGGAUCCAUAAAACACAUUCAGAAAUUUGAGUUCUGGGGAUGGAAAACUUUAGAUCGCCGUGUACUUGAUGCAGAAAGAUCUGACAACCUGCUUCAUCUUCAGUUACGUCUUAUCACAAAUGGUUUUAAAUUAUUGAAAACUGGUGGAUCACUUGUAUAUAGUACCUGCAGCUUGACAGUUGCACAAAAUGAGAAUGUGGUUCAGCAAUUCCUUUCAACACACCCCUCAGCAGAUUUACAAAAGAUUGAUUCAGCCAAUAAUUGGCCCUGCAGAAGUGGUGGCAUCCCCAAAACCUUGCGAUUUGAUCCUGCAACUUCGCAAACUAGUGGUCUUUUUGUUGCCAAGUUCACUAAAGUACCAACUUAAAGCAUUUUCUGGUGUACCUUCCUAUACCACAUCCUAUGGGUGUGCCUUUCACUUGUAACACUGGUUUUCCUUGUCAACAACUAGAAUGAUAAUAUAUUACAAGUUGGUUCC